AUGCUUGUAAGUCCUCAAGCCAUCUCAGACGUAGCAAGUGGAUUGAAAGACAUCCCAGAUGGCCCAAUGAAAGUGGUAAUAACUAAUAUCAUUGGGUUGUUAGCUACUGUAAACGCAGUGAAUUUACUUAAAGCUCUUGGCAUUAAUACAAAAGCACUGGUAUGUGACUUUCUGUGCAAACAUCAGCUGAACAAAGAAGACCAAGACUCACUCACUUCAUUUUACCAAAUUAGUCCGGACGAAAUCCACUCGGUAACAAAAGACGCCGCCGACAACUUGUGCGACCUUUUGAACGAAGACGACUUCGAUACAAAUCAAAUCAAAAAGCGGUUGGACGCAGUUGAAGCCAAACUCAAUAAACCCGUCACACCAACAACUUCUCUUGUUGGAAGAACUUCCUCGCCAAGUUCACUGACCAUUGGAGUCAAGAGUGUUGACACACAAAUCCAAACGGAAUUAACGAACCUCAAGAAGUUCUGUGAAGACAACUUUGGAAUGCUUCAGAGCCAAAUCGAAGAGAUCAAAGGCAUCUCGUCUUGUCUCUCGAGUGAGUCGCAUUCCAAAUUAGCCAAAAGUGCAUCCAAGUCAUCCGUUGAGUCGAACGAGCGCCGGAGAAGUUUAUUUAAAAAGAAAGACGAGAAGGAGGAAGAGAAAGAGAACCGGAAGAGUAAAGUCCGUCUUGGGAAACGUGAGGAGAAGAAAUUGAAAGAAGAGGAGAAGCGGAAGAGUGAGAUGAUUGAAGCCCAAAAGAGGGAAGAAGUUGAGAAAGAGCGGAAGUUAUUAGAAGAGGAACGGAUACGACUUCAGAAAGAAGAGGAAGAGAACAUUCAACAAGAGAUCCGACGGGAAGUGUUUAAUGAAGAUGAAGAAUUGAUGGAACUUGGGGAGUUACUUGAAGUCUUUCAAGAAUGGAGUGGAUUAAAGGUGUGUGAUAUCUUAUAUGACUCCGAGAAUGAGGAGAUAGAGGACAAUACUAAUUUCAAUGGAAAGGUCAUGUUUAAACCUAAUUGCUUCUUUAUCAGUUUUGAUAAGAAGGGAAGCAUCUUCGGAGGAUAUUUGAAGGAAAAUAUCGGGCUGUUGGACGAAGACGUCGACGACGAGAAUCACUUCAUCUUUUGCUUAAGAAGAGAAGACGGAGUGCCGUUCACUGAACCAAAAAGGUGGUUCCAUAAGAAAGAACACGACGGUGGAAUUCGGUUGUUUAGUAAUAACGACUGCUUGUUCCAAAUGGGAAAUGUCAACUUCGGGUGCUUUGGAAUAUCGAAAUUGAGUUUGAGAAAGAACGUGUGUCUCAAUUUGUCGAAUGAGUAUGAAGGAAUCGAAGAUACCGACUUAAAUGGGACGAACAAAAAGUUCUUUACUGUUGAGAGAAUAGUCGUUAUACACAUGUCGAACCCAACGCAAUAA
This is a messenger RNA of Entamoeba invadens IP1, 1407 nucleotides long. RefSeq lists its product as hypothetical. Bases 1 to 1407 code for a protein of 468 amino acids. The transcript has a single exon. Lineage: Eukaryota; Evosea; Mastigamoebida; Endamoebidae. The record is from RefSeq and is a predicted model, not a curated record.